Molecule: messenger RNA, 750 nt
Organism: Echinostoma caproni
Lineage: Eukaryota; Metazoa; Platyhelminthes; Trematoda; Plagiorchiida; Echinostomatidae
Source: the annotation of a GenBank genome assembly
AUGGCGAUGCAAUAUCCGCUGAAUACGGUCCAGCCGCAACCAGUCCCCGGCCAACCCCAACCAUUGGGUACAGCCCAGACAACUGUGGUGAUCACCACACAGCCCGGUCCAGUGCCGGUUUUGACUCCGCUGAAAAACUGGACAUGGCGUCUGUUCGACAUACCCGACUGUGGUCUAUUCGCUAUGUCUUGGUUCUGUCCCUGCCUGGUAUUUGGCGCUACUGCACAAGCGAUUGGUCAAUCGUAUGUGCUUUGUUGUGUGGCCUACGUGUUCACACUACUCAAUGUGUACUUGGUACCAAUCCACAUUCUGUUGGGCUGUUUCUUUCGCGAACGUGUGCGCAAUCGAUAUCGAAUCCGAGGAAACUUGCUAUGCGAUCUUCUAGCCUAUGUGUUUUGCUGUCCGUGUACUCUGAAUCAGGAAGCAUUACAGGCAGACGCGGAGCAACGUGCCCUAGCUGCGGUUCCCGGUGGCCAGGGCUCAAACGGAUUCUCCAUUCGUCUCGGAUCCCGAGUGAUUAGCUUGAAUACGGAUCGGGCUGCGCAGUCGACAACUACCGUUCCGACAGCAACCGCAGCGACUACUGUCCCCGGACCCAGUGUCCCAUUGCUGGCACCGACCAUGCCGUACGCGUCCACGGACCCGUCUGUGCAGCAACCGAUGAUGCCAAGCGUUCCACCACCAUAUACUGUCAGCCAACAGCUUCCAUUGGGAUUCGCGGUUUCUCAAACAGCUCCGGCUCAUAUAUAA